CUUGUUUUGAAUGCAACUCACAUUAGACGAAGGAGUUGCCCUCUCCCAACAGCAUCACAUUCAUGAUCACCUCAGACAAGAAAUAUUAUAAAGAUAGAUGUAAACGCUGCUACGCGCAACAUUAAUUUGAUGCAAAAUGCAACCGUUCUGAGCAGGAAAGAAAAACUCCACAAUGCGGGAAUCGCUUUGAGCCAUAAUUAUCAACGUAUGGACCUGGUGCCCGUCGGCUGAGACAUCAUUUACGAUCUGUGAGACUGACGAGGCGGGACCGCCGACAGGAUGGUGGAGCGGUCGGACCGAGCCCCUCUGCUGGAUUGGGAGGAGGUUCCGUCCGCGGAGAAGCCCAGCGGACCAUCACCGGUGGCCGCACACGCCAAGGACCGACUGGCGAGCCCCUCCAACAGCCGUGCCUCACCGGGUGGCUCCGCUCCGGGGCUUGGGUGGAGCAGCGGUCCAGGGGGUCCCACUCCCAGCAGGUCUGCGUCCAACGCGGACCGCUGCGGCGCCCCACCCGCGACCUCCAGCACCCCGACGGGCCAGGAUGAAGCCCUGCAGUCCGACAACGAGGAUCAUCUCUCGGAUUCAGGAUCGAGGGAGCUAUCGCUGGAAGACAGGAUGGUGAAAUGGGAGGAAAAGGACCAGAUCGUUUCGGUCUUUGUGGUCACCUUCAAUACCAGAUCAGGAAACAUGCUGGAGUGGUGUCUGCCCAAAGACAUGGACCUGGAUGGAGUGGAGUUCAAAGCCAUCGCCAGCGGCUCCCACCGGGUCACCACAGACUUCAUCUACUUCCGGAAGGGCUGCUACUUUGGCCUCGCCUGCUUUGCCAACAUGGCGGUGGAGAGCACGGUGGAGAGGGGGGCGAGGAUGAAGUCAGUGGGGAUCCUGUCUCCUUCCUACACCCUGCUCUACCGCUACAUGAGCUUUCUGGAGCACCAGGUUAGGCUCCAGCUUCAGUCUCCAGGCCACUACUCUCCCCUGGAGGCCUUCUAUGAGGACAAGAGAGCACUUCUGCCCCCCAGUGGUGAUGGUGUUGUUACUGCAUGUCCAGCCAAUGCCUGGGGAGCUGCAAUCAACCACUGCAUGCACCCUGAGAUGAAGAUCACCCACCCGGCAGGCUGUAUGUCCCAGUUCAUCCGCUUCUUUGGGGAGCAGAUCAUGGUGCUGUGGAAACUGGCUCUCCUCCGCAGACGCAUCCUCAUCUUCUCCCCGCCACCUGUAGGCGUGGUCUGCUACAGAGUGUACUGCUGCUGCUGCCUGGCGAACAUCUCCCUCCCCGGGAUCGGCGAGGCCGUGCCCGAGUUCCGCCCCUUCUUCUACGUUAACGUGGCCGACAUCAGCGCCCUGGAGAACGAGCUCUCCUACGUGGCGUGUACAACUGAGAAGAUCUUUGAGGAGAAGAAGGACCUGUAUGACGUGUACGUAGACAAUCAGAAUGUAAAGACCUACAGGGACGGCCUGAAGCCGCUGCUCCGCCUCAGCACCGCCGACAGGGAGAAAUAUCGCAAACUCACUGAACAGAGGCAGAUGUUGCUGUACUCCCAGGAGGAGAAUGGUGACUGUGUGUCCAGUGAAGAGGAUCUAUUUAUCCUGUUUUUCCUGGAGCAGAACAACAGGAUUUUCCAGACCCUCGGCGAGGUGGCAGGGAGCCCCGACCCCACGCUGACCCAGGAGAGCGUGAGGGCCAUGGGUCUAGAUCCUCAUGGAGACCGUCUCUUCCUGCUCCACCUGCUGGAGAUCUAUGGCUACGACACCCUGCUGGUGUCGGAGCAACUGUGCUGCAGCUGAGAGACCUUUGAUGAGUGCUGGUUUUAAAAAGGGGGUCGAUUUGCCUCGAGCUAACGUCAAGUGCUGCACUACUGGUGUCUUGGAGUCUUCAGGACUGCUUGGAAUUUCUCUGGAAUAACCUUUUUGUUGUUGUGUAUAUACCCCUGUGCUGCUUUUGUUCACCGUGGUUGUGCACCCUCACAACCUGCUGGAAAAGGCAACAAUCAUCCUCGUGUAUUAUCACCGAGAAUAAUGUCGUCAAUUCGGCUCGACACAUGGAGGCUCAGGAUGGAUUACUUACCCGUGGCUGAUUAAAAGUGACUCUCUGGAUGGGAUACAGCGGCAGUAUUUUUAGCACUGAGCCGUGUUUGAAUGCCAUGGAUGGCAGGUCCAUGAUGAUUAAUGACUACUAAAGUGGCCUGAACUGUACUCGGACAUCAAGUCAAAUUUGAGAGCAAGAUGGAGCCAUGGAUUAGUGGGUUUUCAGUGAAUAAAACUGAUGUAUGAAAGUGAAAGUGGUAGCCGUUCUGUAAAUAAUCCCCCCCUCCCUUUAUGUAUAGUGUGUCAGUGUAUGUGUGAUAUGGGGUCCUCUGCCAGUGUUGCUUUCCUUGUAUCAAGUGCUGGAUUUAAAAAGCCUCUAUGUAACUACAAGCAGGACAAACCCACCUUAGUCUGACUAAGAUUUGUCGUUUAACUGCGACAAAUUGAGUUUGUCAUUUAAUGUUGAGACAAAUUACUGAGACCAAAUCCGAUGUUUUUCACGUGGACACGGAGGCGACUUGAAACGGCUCAUUUGCAUCGCUGCUCCUGCAGUUCAGCCUCCCAAAGAGCACAGUUUGGUCUCCGAUGCUGCUCUUAAAUGUCCCGUUGUGUUGGCAGCUCCAGCAUCAACACAAAGACGGGCCUUCAGGGAGCGAGUUCACAACUUCAGUUGAUUCUCUGUUCAGAGACACCGAGUUUAUUGUGAGGUUAUUUAACAGCUUCCAUCUGCAGCAUAGAGAAUCGGUUAAGACGCAACACUAACUAUUUAGGUACAUCUGUACAUUUUAAAGCACAGCACAGCAACGUAUGCUUUCGGCUUCGUCAAUAGAGAAGUAACAUUAUGUAGUGCAUAAGUGACAUAAAAGAAACAAGGUUCUCGGUUAUUCAGACAGGAAGUGUCAACGCUGCAUUAAUCAGAUUUUGGAUUGUUACAAUUUUAAUGGAUAACGAAUUAGUGAACAAUGGCCUAAUUGGAAAAGAAACAUAAGCGUUCAUGGAGUCAUGUUUUUACUUUGUUUCUUUUAGCUCUUCUUUGGCCUUCACCACCUGCUGGAAAAUAAAAUAGCUUUAAGCUGCUAGCUGCUAGCCUUUCUUCACCAGCUAGCGGCUAACGCUGCACGUCUCCCCUUUAGCGCUGAAUAGAUAGCAUAAAAUCUAAAAAAAGAAACCACAAUCUGUUGAUGCUGGAAACAUGAUUGUUUGAGUAGUGAGUUUGAACCGUACAGUUAAAUGUUCCAUAAGUAACUAGCUAAGAGGCUUAAAAAGCUCCACAGAUUAGUGAUAAUUCUCUGCAAGUUUGUUAGCGACCUCCUUCACGUUCCUGAUGAAUGCAGCUUCUAGUUAUUAUUCCCUUUGGUGGGACAUUUGAUUUCAGCCUGCAUACCUCCAUAGGGCAGGUAUAUCUUAAUGUGUGUAGCAAGGUCAGGGUGUUGGGGGUAUUUAUUUUGGACUAACCAUCAUUACAUUACUGCAAUGUGAAAAUCCAUGCGCAGAAAAAAAAAAAAAAAAAAGACUAAUUCUAUUGAAAUAACAAAGUCAAUUAUAUUGUUGAUUUUCAUCUGAAGAAGAAUGCUUUCUUUUCCCCAUCGAAACAUUUCGCAGAAGCUAACCCGGUGCUUCGGUUGCUGCACGCCAGGCACAAUGUUAUUCUGUCAUUUUAUGUUUUACAAUGAUCAUUUUUUUAUUACACAUGUUUCCGUUUAUUUAGAGUUUCUUUAGCCGUUUAUCAUUGAGUGUAAAUAUUCAAUUGCUGUAUCUGAUGAAAUGGGGUCAGCUGAAUGUGUUUUAUAAGGCAAAUAUGAUCCCACAGAGCCUCUGUGCACCACUGAACCCCUCAUGCAAUUAUGUGUCCGCUGUGCGAAAACAACCUCAAGCAUUUUCUUCACGCCACAUCGCAUGGCACCUUAGACUACGUGUACAAAGCUGAAGCAGCCAUCUUUGUAGGUGAAGGGAUAAUCCAACUCAUGUUAAAACACCGUCACUUUAUUUAUUUUACCGUAAAACCAUUUCAGAAAUAAAGUGCAUCACCACUGUUAAGGCAAA
This is a messenger RNA of Cyclopterus lumpus (lumpfish), 4068 nucleotides long. RefSeq names its product DENN domain-containing protein 11-like. The transcript is spliced from 9 exons. The record is from RefSeq and is a predicted model, not a curated record. Bases 280 to 1785 code for a protein of 501 amino acids. Lineage: Eukaryota; Metazoa; Chordata; Actinopteri; Perciformes; Cyclopteridae. Gene Ontology annotation, cellular component: cytoplasm.